CACACAAAAAUUUAUAAUUCUUAUCCUAAUUUUCAUGCAAUUAUUUCUCAUACUCACAUAAAGACUCUCUCCCUCACCUUUUUCAUUCCAUACUCUCUUUUUUUUAUUGUUACAACCAAAUAUAUCUAUAUUCUUAAACCAUAAAUAAAACCUAAAAAACCUUCAAAACCUCAACCUCAAUUAUUCUUCUUCAUGGCGAAAGAAAUUGAAAUCAAAUAUGAAGAAGAAUAUGUGUUGAAUUCUCGAGGAAUGAAACUAUUAGCAACGAAAUGGAUUCCUGCAAAUGAAAAUCCAAAAGCAUUGAUUUUCAUGUGUCAUGGAUAUGCCAUGGAAUGCAGCAUCACCAUGAACAGCACAGCAAGAAGACUUGUAAAAGGUGGAUAUGCAGUUUAUGGAAUAGAUUAUGAAGGACAUGGAAAAUCAGAUGGAUUAGCCGGUCUUGUUAUGAAUUUUGAUGAUGUCAUUGAUGAUUGUUUCAAUCAUUUCAGCAAAAUUUGUGAAAAGGGUGAGAAUAAGAAGAAGAUGAGAUAUUUGUUAGGAGAAUCAAUGGGAGGAGCUGUGGCUGUGCUUUUGCACUGGAAAAAGCCAGAAUAUUGGGAUGGUGCUAUUUUGUCAGCACCCAUGUGCAAGAUCGCAGAUGAUAUAAAACCUAAUACAUUGUUGGUUACUUUAUUAAGUGCACUAAGCAAACUCACUCCCACUUGGCAAAUAGUCCCAACUCAAGAUAUUGUUGAUAUUGCUUUUAAAGUUCCUGAAGUUAGAGAACAGAUCAGAGCUAAUAAAUAUUGCUUUAAAGGAAAACCACGUUUGAGAACAGGUUAUGAACUUAAUAGAGUUGCAACAGAAAUUGAAGAAAGAUUAAGUGAAGUUUCAUUGCCAUUUUUGAUUUUGCAUGGUGAAGCAGAUAGAGUAACUGAUGUAUCAGUGAGUAGACAGUUAUAUGAAGUGGCUUCAAGCUCUGAUAAGACAUUGAAAUUGUACCCUCAAAUGUGGCAUGGUUUGUUGUAUGGAGAGCCACCAGAGAAUUUGGAGAUUGUUUUUUCAGAUAUUUUUGGGUGGAUAGAGGAGAGAACUAAGUAUGGUAAUACAAGAAUUGAGAGAGAAUUGAAACAUGAAAAUGAAGAUUCUCCAAGAGAGAGUAACUCUUGUUAAUAAUUUUGGUUUGUUUCAUUUUAUUUUUGAUUAAUUUUUAUUGUAAUGAAACGGUUGUUAAAGUAAAGUUUGUUAGAUUUAAAUUCUUUAUCUUUUUAAAUAAAUUAUUUGUUGAAUUUUAA
Vicia villosa (hairy vetch) is the source of this 1274-nucleotide messenger RNA. RefSeq names its product caffeoylshikimate esterase-like. Lineage: Eukaryota; Viridiplantae; Streptophyta; Magnoliopsida; Fabales; Fabaceae. Gene Ontology annotation, molecular function: lipase activity. Bases 193 to 1152 code for a protein of 319 amino acids. Gene Ontology annotation, cellular component: membrane. The record is from RefSeq and is a predicted model, not a curated record. The transcript is spliced from 6 exons.